Raphanus sativus (radish) is the source of this 1347-nucleotide messenger RNA. RefSeq lists its product as uncharacterized. The record is from RefSeq and is a predicted model, not a curated record. Bases 138 to 893 code for a protein of 251 amino acids. NCBI's taxonomy places the organism in Eukaryota, Viridiplantae, Streptophyta, Magnoliopsida, Brassicales, Brassicaceae. The transcript is spliced from 7 exons.
AGUAGGCGGUCGGAUUAUUAUUAUCUCUCCAAUCUCUUUCUCUUGGUUCUUGUCCCGGCGCAGUCUUGUCUGAAUCCCGGAAUUGUCCGAAUUUGACACUCUUCUGUGUUAUCUUUGAGGAAAGGAAGCGGAUUUUGAUGGCGGCGAGUGCGAAUCCGCCGGGGAACAAUCAGGAAGGUUCGUCGGCGGCUCAGAAGGUGACGUCUUCAUCUCCGGCGAAUGGUGCUGUGGAUAAUGGUGGUAAUAAGGCGGCGGUGGAUAAUUCAGAGACGAUAAGCGCGUUGAGGCAUAAUCCAGGGAUCUCUGUGGAUUGGACUCAUGAGGAGCAAUCUCUAUUGGAAGAUUUGCUCGCAAAGUACGCGUCAGAGCCUACAAUUGUUCGUUAUGCCAAGAUUGCGAUGAAAAUGAAGGAUAAAACUGUUAGAGAUGUUGCUUUACGUUGUAGAUGGAUGACUAAAAAGGAAAAUGGAAAGCGUAGAAAAGAUGAUCAUUCUUCAAGGAAGAGCAAAGAUAAGAAAGAAAAGACUACAGACUCUUCAGCCAAGUCCUCAUCUCACAUGAAUGUGCAUCCGAAUGGUCCUUCAUAUCCUCCUCCUAUGAUGCCUUUAGAUACUGAUGAUGGUAUUUCAUAUAAAGCUAUUGGUGGCGUGAGUGGAGAUCUUCUCGAACAAAAUGCUCAGAUGUUCAACCAAGUUUCCACAAACUUCUCAGCUUUCCAGAUACAUGAGAACGUCAAUAUCUUGUGCAAAGCGAGGGACAAUAUCCUCUCAAUCUUGAACGACUUGAAUGACUUGCCAGAGGUUAUGAAGCAGAUGCCACCUCUUCCUGUGAAGGUGAACGAAGAGCUGGCUAAUUCAAUCCUCCCUCGCCCGCCCCAUCAAAAGAAGUCGUGAUGGGUUACUAUAGAGCCCAUCUAUGGUUUGGUUCUGACCAAAAAAGGUACUCUCUUCACACACACCAGGAUCAGUGAAGAAAAGGAAAUAAAUCGUGGGAUGUAGAGAGAGUUCCCACUCGUAAUGGAUGAUGAGAUGCAGGUUUUCUACUUGCCAUAGAGUUACUACUAGUCUCUUCUGCAGUUUCAGUCGUCUCUGGAUGUUUUUUUUUUUUUUUGUUUUUUUAGCAAAUGGUGAAUUGAUACAUGUGAGUAGAGUUGUAUUGUGUCGUUUAGGAUGUGAAUAGAUUUCUACUGUUAAUGGUAAAAGUCUGUGUGUAAAAUUGGUUUCAAGCUGAAAGGUUUUGAGAUUCCAUGAGCUAUAUCCUCCUACAGAUGAUGCUGAGAUGUUAGCUUAGAAGGAAAUGAAUGUACUCAUAAAUUUUCUUGUAUUAAUAAAAUAUUUGUCUUUUGAA